This is a messenger RNA of Argentina anserina (silverweed cinquefoil), 578 nucleotides long. RefSeq names its product organelle RRM domain-containing protein 6, chloroplastic. Gene Ontology annotation, molecular function: RNA binding. The record is from RefSeq and is a predicted model, not a curated record. NCBI's taxonomy places the organism in Eukaryota, Viridiplantae, Streptophyta, Magnoliopsida, Rosales, Rosaceae. The transcript has 4 exons. Gene Ontology annotation, biological process: positive regulation of mRNA splicing, via spliceosome. Gene Ontology annotation, cellular component: spliceosomal complex. Bases 107 to 394 code for a protein of 95 amino acids.
AUAGGUUAGCCUCCGCAACCAGAAGCCGCUUGAAGUUCGGGAAGCUGAAUAGAAGUGUCUGAGGAUUAUCAGAAGAGGUCUUUCGAUUUGGGUUUUUGGCAUAGAGAUGGCUAAAAGAUUAAGCUCGACGCUCUUUGUUAGCAGAUUAUCAUUUUACACCACUCAGGACAAACUCAGGCAGAUGUUUUCACCUUUUGGGGCUGUCACGGAAGCUAGGUUAGUUAUAGACCGUGAAACUCGAAGGCCCAAAGGUUUUGGUUUUGUGACAUACGAGUCUGAGGCUGAGGCACAGAAGGCUCUGAAGGUCAUGGAUGGCCGGAUGAUUGAUGGGAGGUUGAUUUUUGUUCAAGUUGCACAAAAUGAAAGGCAAACCGAGGAUAAUAGCUCUAGAUAGUCCUUUUUGCAAGUUUCCAAAUUGGGUAGAUUAGUAUGCUGUUCAAUAUGUGAUUAUUAGCUCUUGAUAGUCAUGAUAUUGUCUAUUGUGAUAUACUAAAAACUAUCCAGAGGAUAUCUGCUCUUGAAAGUGUUUUGAACUCCUUAUUCACUUUGACCUUCUAUAAUGUUAUUCUGAUUUCACA